AUGGCAGCAGCGGCAAUUGGGGGAGGCAAGCGCAGGUCGCGCUCCGAGGGCGAGAGCGACAGAGCAGGCUCCGAGCAUGCGGCCAGUCCCGCGCCCUCAUCCCGCUCAUCCAACAAGCAGCAGGUCCGACAUCGGGCCUCCAUCGCCUGUUCGUCUUGCCGCGAGAGGAGGAUACGGUGCGUUGUGGCCGAGGGUGAGACCGAGUGCGCCCAGUGCAGGAGGACAGGGGCGACCUGCAUCAUCAAGGACGACGACGAAAGGCGGCGACCGAUAUCAAAGGCGUACAUGUCAUCUUUGUCAAGUAGAAUCGCCCUGCUGGAGGAGAUGCUGAGGGAGCGUGGCGUUGUCCCCCCUCCAGCAGUGCACCCGCCCAAGACGAGGCAAGAAGCCCAAGCGAGACAGCAGCGAGAACAGCAGCACCAGCAACAGCAGGGCCAAACUCUCAACGAGAGACCGACGACGACGUCGGAAGCAAAACUGCCUCCACCACCGCCACCACCACCACCAGUAAACCAGCCCCCAACCCCGCCAGGGUCGGGCGACGAGGAUGUGAUAAUGGUCGAGGCCGAGCCGCCAAAGAGCAGCCUCCCCUCGGCCAGCCACUCAAGUCUGGCCCGCCUAAUCGACCCGCUGCUGUUGCAAGAAGCCGAGCCGAAGAGGGAAGGCGGGACGCGCCAUCUUCUCGGUGCGAGGGGAAGCUACGUCUACGAUCAGUCGGUUGGGAGGUCCCGGUUCUUCGGUCCCACCGCCAACAGCCACGUUCACGCCAACUCGGCAUGCACCUUCUCCCCGCUAGAUCGGCCCGACCAAGUCCGCCGUGCCGAGCGCCUCAUUGCCGGCCUCCGACCAGCCACCCACGACCAUCUAAUGAGGUGUUUCUGGGACUUCUAUAACCCCUGGCAGCAGGUCGUGGAUGAGACGGCCUUCGAGGCCGGCCGGACCACCCAGGACCCGAGGUUCUACUCGCUGUUCCUGCACCUCGCAAUCCUGGCCGUCGGCUACCGCUUUGCCGACUGGGAUCGGGAGGACGUGAAGAGGACCGCGCUGGGAAACCGGGAGAGUACGUUCCACCGGGAAGCCAAAUCGAUGCUGGAGGUGGAGCUCGAGAAGCCUGGCGGGAUCCCUUCCGUCCAGGCGCUUCUCCUCCUUGCGGACCUGGAAUGCGGCGUGGGCCGCGACUCGGCGGGAUGGAUGUACUCGGGGAUGGCGAACCGGCUAGCAUUCGACAUCGGACUGCAUGUCAACCCAAUCGGGCCGGACCUCUCGGAACUGGAAAGACAGACCAGGCGCCAGGUCAUGUCGGCGUGCGUCAUGGUUGACCGGAAGCUGGCCCUGUUCCUAGGGCGCCCGACCGCCAUCAAGAUACACGACGUCGCGGUUGAUGUGCUGCCCAGAGCUCCUGCCAAGCCCGUGACCGACUCCAACUUGGGCACGGUGGCGAGCCAGGCCGUCAUCUACCGGCAGAUGUUUGAGCUGCUGGAGCUGGGGGGCAGGGUCGCCGACUUCCAGAACUCGACGUGCGGCGCCGCCCACGUGUUCCCGACCAAAGCGGGCGAGGAUCGAGCAUACCUGCACUUCAUCGGCCUGGAGCGGCUCUUCCACAACUGGUACCGCAGGCUGCCGGAGAACCUGACCUGGAAGCCGGUGAACAUCAAGUCGGCGCCCAUGGGCUUCUUCAUGCUUCAUCAGCAGUUCCACAUCUGCAUGAUCCUCCUACACCGGCCGUGGGCCAAAUAUGGGCCCAUGUCGCUCGACGGAUCCGUUGCUGCGCGUUAUCCGAGCCCCGAAUCGCCUGGGCAGGAGGACGCGUCGAGCCGCCUGCCUUCGUGGAUGGCGCCUCUUCCUCAUCAUGACAACAGGGCGUCCAUGUCUCGGAGCAUGUGCACACAGCAUGCCAUCCGAGUCGCCCGCAUCUUCUGGCAUCACCGCCAACGCUUCGACGGGAGGCGCGUUAGCCUGACAGCGAUCCAGCACGCGGGGACGGCGGCCCUCGCGCUGAUGGCAGCGCUUGCGCACAAGAGCGCCGAGCUCGACCACCACAGCAACCUGCGCUAUCUGCAGGUCCUCUCCUCAGCCAUCUAUGACAUGAGCCAUUUGUACCAGCCCGCGGCGAGGAUGUACCAGCUGCUCAAGACCAUGCUCGUCGAGAUCCGGUCCGAGAUGGUCAAGUCGGGCGGGUUCGACGUCAGCACGCUCGUUGGCCGGUACCAGGGCGCCAGCAGCAGCAGCAUGCUGUUUGGGAGCAAUAACCACUGGGGCUCCGGCAGUGACACUAGCUGUCUGUCGACGGACAGGCUGGAGACUAUCCCUGAGGAGCCGCGCGCCAUGAAGCGUCGCCGGCUCUCUAGCCUUUCUUCCGUGGACUACGGCACUAUCACCCCGACGUUCUUGAGCAACAGCCUCCCGGUGUGCCCAACUCCUCCGGGGUCCGCGCAGAGCCGUGAGGGCUCCAACGCGGUCACGGUAGAUCAGGGAUGUGCUGAGACCGGCACCUUUGACCUCGACUUCUUCCAUGCGUCCUUUGCCGACUUCGUCCACACCGGCAACGACGGCACCACCUCGCAGGGCUGGGCAACCACGGGGCCAGCGCCUUCGAGCGCCGAUAACACCGUCCCCAUGCUCCUCCCCAGCACCUCCGGCGACCUCUCGUUCUUGAGCGUCUCCAUCGACAGUGCCGCCGAAAAGGCCAGCGAACCUGCGGCCGCCGUCACAACCGCACCUGCUCCCCCAGCAGCUCCCGCCGCCACCGCCGCCUCUGCCGUCGACGACGACACCGCAGUAGACAAGACCAUCGAGGAGUGGCUGGCUGAGCCGGCCGCCGCCGCCGUGGCGACGCCGUCCGGCGAAGACAACAACCAAGUCACCGUCAGCAACUGCCCGACAUCGACCCCCCUCCCGGCAGAGGAGAUCAUCCACCCGACCCAGCCGCGCAGCAACCUCGCCCACGCGACCGCAGACGGCACCCCGAUCUGCCGCGACCCCCCGGACCACCCCCACGACAACACCAAGCCAGGCAGCAGCAGCAGCGGCAGCGACGGCGGCAGCGGCAACUGCGCGCUCGAGCCACUGGACUCGCUCGAAUCCAUCGACUGGCUGGUCGUCAGCCCCUCGCCCGCGCCCGCGUCCGCCCCCCCGCCACCUCCCCCGCCGCCGCCGCCGCCCCAGCCGCCCAUGACGCCGGUCACGCUGGACGAGCUGGUGCAGAGCGUCGAGGAGGCGGUUGGGUCGGCGCGCGCGCGGGCUGCGGCUAGGGCCCGGGCGGCUGCUUCUGCUUCUGCUUCUUCUUCUGCUGCUACUUCU
This is a messenger RNA of Thermothielavioides terrestris NRRL 8126, 3300 nucleotides long. RefSeq lists its product as uncharacterized. Gene Ontology annotation, biological process: regulation of DNA-templated transcription; DNA-templated transcription. Gene Ontology annotation, molecular function: zinc ion binding; DNA binding; DNA-binding transcription factor activity, RNA polymerase II-specific. The annotation marks the transcript as partial. The transcript is spliced from 4 exons. The record is from RefSeq and is a predicted model, not a curated record. Lineage: Eukaryota; Fungi; Ascomycota; Sordariomycetes; Sordariales; Chaetomiaceae.